CUGCUGCUGCCGGACGAGCGCGCCAGCACGCUCAUCUUCUUCCUGGUCUCCGUGGGUCUGGAGCUGCUCUGCUUCCUGCUGCACCUGCUGGUGCGGCGCAGCCGCUUCGUGCUCUACUACACCACGCGGCCCCGCGACAGCCGCCGGAGCUGCCUUGGCCGGGGCGCCGGCUACCGCGUGCACCACGAUGUCGCCGCCGGGGACAUCCACUUCGAACACCAAGCCCCAGCCCUGGCCAACAGCGGGUCCCUGAAGGACAGUCCAGCCCACGAAGUGACCGGCGGCAGCGGGCGGGCCUAUGUGCGCUUUGACGUGCCUCCGCUGAGAGUCAAGCGGAGCUGGCCCACCUUCAGAGCCCUGCUGAUGCACCGCUACGCGGUGGCGCGGGUCAUCUGGGCCGACAUGCUGUCCAUUGCUGUGACCUACUUCAUCACGCUGUGCCUCUUCCCCGGCCUCGAGUCUGAGAUCCGCCACUGCAUUCUGGGCGAGUGGCUGCCCAUCCUCAUCAUGGCUGUGUUCAACCUCUCAGACUUCGUGGGCAAGAUCCUGGCGGCCCUGCCCACGGACUGGCGGGGCACCCACCUGCUGGCCUGCUCCUGCCUGCGUGUGGUCUUCAUCCCCCUCUUCAUCCUGUGCGUCUACCCCAGCGGCACGCCCGCCCUCCGCCACCCCGCCUGGCCCUGCGUCUUCUCCCUGCUCAUGGGCAUCAGCAACGGCUACUUCGGCAGUGUGCCCAUGAUCCUGGCAGCAAGCAAAGUGAGCCCCAAGCAGCGGGAGCUGGCGGGGAACACCAUGACUGUGUCCUACAUGUCAGGGCUGACGCUGGGCUCUGCCGUGGCCUACUUCACCUACAGCCUCAGCCGGGACGCCCACAGCAGCUGCCUCUACACCCCUGCCACCAAUGGCUCCGUCCCCACUGGCCUCUAAAGCCAUCUGGCCCGGCCCUGCUCCUGCCCAGGGAGGGCUGCUCCGACCUGGACAGGGCCCCGAAGCCUGAGGCCCCCUCCCCAACAUGCCUGCAGUGCCUGCGGGGCCCUGGCCUCCUCCCGUGCCAAUCACGCCACCCUCUCUGGGUACAGCCAGCUACCACUGUGGCCCCAAUGCUCUGCUAAGCUCUUUGAGGCCUGGAACAUGUUUCUGCAACCCAGGGCUGUGCCCUGAACUGUGUUCUGUGUUCCGUCUCCCACUGCCCUUCACCCUCUGUCUGUGCCCAGUGGUCCCAGCUCUAACCAGGCCAGGGCUCUGUGGGGUCACACUCACAGCUGUUCCCAGCUAGGACAGCAGGCCGCCAGCCCAUGCAUCCACUCCCAGUGACACCACCCCAGGGUCUGCUUUGAGGACCACACGGCCCUCACCACCGUCCAUGGCACAGGUUGGGAUUUGGCCUGACCCAGGCUUUCCUUACCAGGGACCCCUCCUCAUGUCCCUCAGAGGAGAGGGACAGCACCCAGCCUUGUGGCCCUCCAGCUGCCUCCCACUACCCCAUUAUAAACACUGGUUUUCCCAAACCAAACACAUUUGCUAGGAAGCAGUUGUAGCCCUUAGUCUGAAUGGCCUCGGACCACCGUCUACACUGGCCUUUCAGUGUCUCGGUGUCCACAGCAGCAGCUGUCCACACCCCCAUUCCCAGCUGUGACCGCCCCAUCCCAUGCCCCGCUGUGUCCUGUCCACCCGUCUGUCCACUAAUUGUACCGCAAUGGCCAUUAAAUGAUGAAGGCAGAGAGACUGCCCCACUGCC
Molecule: messenger RNA, 1738 nt
Organism: Galeopterus variegatus (Sunda flying lemur)
Lineage: Eukaryota; Metazoa; Chordata; Mammalia; Dermoptera; Cynocephalidae
Product: equilibrative nucleoside transporter 4-like
Exons: 5
Biological process (GO): nucleoside transmembrane transport
Cellular component (GO): plasma membrane
Molecular function (GO): nucleoside transmembrane transporter activity; monoamine transmembrane transporter activity
Source: RefSeq, a predicted model, not a curated record